AUGUUUCGUGGUGCUUCCGUAAACCUCAAUCCUGUUCCUACACCUCUCACCUACUUCGUUUUGGCCAACUUUCAUUGGAGUUCUCUUUCUCCACUGUUCGUCCACAGACGCCUCCAAAAGCCUUCAGCCAACGAUGUUCGUCUCUCCUCCUCCUCCUCUACCACCUCCGUUUAUGCCACGCCCUAUGGACCCUCUCAACGCACCUCCUUGGAGACGGCGACUGAGGCUGAAGGUGAGACCGCCACCUCGCCCCUGUACGAGGAGCCGGUCAAUCUUAUCCAGCGCCUCUCGCUGCAGCAACAUGAGGCGUCGUCACCGAUCGCGUCUGGCUGGAGUCCAGAACACCAGCCUUCCAAACGUUACCAGCAUAACCCCCCUUUCCUGCAGCGACACUCGCUCUCAUCGCAACUGGCACACAACACGACGACGCGGCGCGACGUGAAUACGCACGAUUGCAUACGGGCUGAGAGAGUGGAGUGCGGGAUGACUCAUGUUGACGCAGGUUGCUUACUGAUUGGCCUUUGGAGGGGUGUCGGGGCUGUGCUGAUGACUCAUGCCCUCUAUUACCGUCUAUCCACGCUCCCCAUGGUGGAGAUUCACUUUGAGUUUGAAUCAAAUCGCGCUAUGAAUUUGCCUCGCUCUGCAAAGCAUUCUGGUCUGGAUGGUGGUAUCCAGGCGGUAAUCGCACUGGUGCAUCUUGCAAACUUUCCCGCCUUUCUAUCCAAAUUGCCUUGGCGAUUUCGAGACGUCCAUGAAGACGCCAUAGAGCACAAUGAUCUAGAAAAGGUUAAUCCCAAUUCGGAGGAGAGUGCUCGACGUCGUCCACAUCGCUGCCUCAACAAGCUCCUCCUCCCUGUGCAGUUGCUUGGACGCUUCUCCUGCAGCAUCCACUCUGCUCAACUGUAA
This is a messenger RNA of Echinococcus granulosus, 906 nucleotides long. RefSeq lists its product as hypothetical. The record is from RefSeq and is a predicted model, not a curated record. Lineage: Eukaryota; Metazoa; Platyhelminthes; Cestoda; Cyclophyllidea; Taeniidae. The transcript is spliced from 6 exons. The coding region runs from base 1 to 906 and encodes 301 amino acids.